This is a messenger RNA of Phycodurus eques (leafy seadragon), 3156 nucleotides long. RefSeq lists its product as uncharacterized. The record is from RefSeq and is a predicted model, not a curated record. Gene Ontology annotation, molecular function: 2-oxoglutarate-dependent dioxygenase activity; methyltransferase activity. Bases 1981 to 2595 code for a protein of 204 amino acids. The transcript has 2 exons. Lineage: Eukaryota; Metazoa; Chordata; Actinopteri; Syngnathiformes; Syngnathidae.
UUUUUUUUUAAUCUCGUCUUGUCCCGCUGCGUCCUUUCUGCUUUAAAGGGAAAGUAUUCGGUCACGGUUAUCGUCUCCUCGUCCGACGAAUAAAAGCCACAUUCGGGAGCGCCGAGCCGACGACCCCUCCGCCGCAGUUUUGCGUCCGCCGACACUCGACAACAAACAGACGAACGGCACCGGGAGGUUCUUGGGCGACCGCGCCGAACCGCCGCUGAAAACGAGAAAACAGUCAAAUGGGAAAACGGAUCAAAUGGUUCCGUCGAGACGCGCAAGUCAACAACAGCUGUACUAUCGAAGCUGCGGUCACAGCGGAGUCCGUCCGCAAGAACAGAAAUUUCCCGUUCGGCUGCGCGUCGAGCCGCAUUUCAGCUUGUGCUCCGGCGGGUCCAAAUUUGGCAAGCAGUACAAGACUUCGGCCCCCAGCAAACACGACCUAAUGCAGGCAACGCGAGCCGAAAUAAGAAACACUUGCUUCUGCGACGAGCAAAGGAUGCCAAUUAGUAGCAGUUGGAGCGCUUAUUCCAUAUCGAGGACAUCCAGGACAACUUUGGCAUACCAGUAGGACAACUGCAUGUUACUAGUGAGGAAAAACUGCACUAGUUGACAACUGGGUGCUACUAGUACUGGAGGAAUGGAGACAAAGAGCAUACUGGUACAGAGGUUCUCAAACACUUUCGACCGAGUACCACCUAAAAACAAAAAGAAACGCUUCAAGUACCAUCAUUAUGAUCAACAAUUCAAUACGGUAGCCUAGUAGGCCCAAGUGUUUGUCCCAAAAAGUGUUUUUCCGAAUAUAUUUUCUUUUUUCAUUGUCAUCACCCUCAAAGUCAAUAUAUGAAAUAAAAAUAAUGACUAAUUCAUCAAAUGUUUACAUAUGUUCAAAAACAGUUCUUAAAGAUUAAAUACAAUUAUAUUGAACUUAAAAAUGGAAGAGAACCUGCAUACCACACCAGUGGUACUUGUAGCACACUUGAAGAAUCAAUGUACUAGUACACGGACUUCAAGCUGUGUAUAUCCUUGACAUUGAACAAAUGCUCAAACAGCUUUGAUAUCAACGCUUAAGGUUUUAUUAGGAGGCCAAAAGUGGCACAAGUCGUGGAAAAAAACACGACUUGGAAAACGGUCAUUCUGCUCGUGCACUCAAUUGUCUUAUUGAGGAAAAAGAGCAUACGAAGUACAUUGGCCUCAAGCUGCAUCUGAAGGAUAGCAGAAAAAUGCUCAAACGGAUUUCGAUACAUGGCUGCUUCCUUUCAGAUAACUUUUUUUUAUUUUUUUAACCGGACACGAAAGAUUAUUUUUUUAUUUUUAGAUUAACGGUCAGUUGUUUUUGCAGGCUUAUAUUUAAAACACCACCACGUCAUGUGACCAAAACAUUAUCCACAUAGCUAAAUUUGAAAGCGUCUUUGUUUUUAUUUUUGCAGUACAUUGAAACCACCCAGCAAAAAAGAGAGCAGAAAUACAAGUUGAGCGCUUUCAAAAACAUUUCAAGCACUAAACACGCAUUUUGUCUAGCAAUACAUGCAGCACUUCAUUUCGUCAGCAUCACACGUGAAACACAGCUAUGGAAGCGUAUUGCAGAAAAUAAAAGUUCAGUAUCAUGUAAUAACGUGAUAAACGUCACGUGUUGACAUGAUAAAUUUGGUUUCCACAUUUCGCUAAACAAAACAAAGCGAUUUCUUUCGGUUCAGGUCACUAUAGGGAGCCCUAUGAAGGUAGGAGUCUUUCUUUGAAAAAUUCAAUCUUUUAAAAAAAAUAUAUAUAUAUAUAUAUAUUUUAAACAGUAUUAUAGAAGAGCAACAUGUUAUGUAGCUAGUAACUGAUUUAUAAGACACAAAAGGAAGACACGCCAGUGACUUGAACCGGAACAAAUUGCUUUGUUUUGCCGAAUGCGAAAGUCAAACUUAUCAGACUUUAAAGAGAACACCUCAACGAGAACAUCUCAACGCACCCGGCUGUCAAACUCCUGAAGUUCGAGAGAUGACACCACAGUCAUCGGCCUCACCAAAGACGAUCGACGAGUCUGCGUAUCGACAGGAAGCGGAGCGGCCGGAGCUGCGGUGCGGCCGACGCGGCCCGGAGCUGAACACGCUCGAGACUGCGGAGCUGAUCGAGGACUUCAGGAGGCGUCCUUCGCCACAGUUGCUGUCCAGCUGCCUCGUGUCAACCGUCGGGACCUUCGAGUCCCUGGGAAUUACGGUCUCUCGGGAGCCGAAGCGGGCGAUCGACGUCAACUCCGUCCUCAAAAAGGCCCAGCGGAGGAUGUACUUCCUGCGGCGCCUGAGGAAGCACGGCCUGCCACGGGAGCUGCUGAGGCGGUUCUACGCAGCGCUCAUCGAAUCGGGCCCGUGUUCUUCCAUCACAGUCUGGUUUGGCGACAAACUCCUCUCGGACCCUCCGCAUCCCGGUCACCGGCUCUUUCGGCUCCUUCCCUCAGCUAGGCGCUAUCGAACAAUGCAAACUACAACUGGCAGACAUUCCAUCAGCUACUUCCCUCUUGCCAUCAACGUCUUCACAGCUCACCUCCAAUUCGAUUGCAACAUGCUGCCAAUUCUUUGUCUUGAGUUUGUCGUCACAUCUCUGUGGGGCCAAUGAGAUACUACUUGUGCACUCGGUGUAGUAGUCUCGCCACGCUGCACAAUUUACAUAUCUGUUGUUGACCAAUACUAACCACUCGUGCCAGAGUAGCAUCUGCACCACUUGCACACUGAUUGAGGAGUAUCUGCAACAUUUGCACAAUCGACAUUGUCCCAGAUGAUCGCGCUACUCGUCACUUGAAACCGCAUACGCUCCUUGAAGUCUCGGCGCCCUUUGCACAAUGGUCAUUGCGCCGGAAUAUUGUUGUAUUUGUCAUUCAAACUGCUCUAAGUGCUAGAGGACUAUUUUUGCACAAUUGUCUCAUAAAAGAAAUGUGGCCACAAUUGAGUAUUUUGUGGUCACAAAUUAACAUUCUUUUUUCCACAAGGGGGUCAAGGGGGGAUUGUAGCGGGAUUACCACAUUGCUGGUAACCUUUUAUUGCUCAGUGACUGUGAUUUUUUUUUGUGUGUCUUUAUGUCUCCAAAGCGUUCUCUGUCAAUUGGCUCCAACUACCGGGGAAAAAUUCCUUGUGUGUUUUUUGGGACAUAUUUGGCAAAAUAAAGAUGAUUCUGAUUAAA